Loa loa (African eye worm) is the source of this 828-nucleotide messenger RNA. RefSeq lists its product as hypothetical. Lineage: Eukaryota; Metazoa; Nematoda; Chromadorea; Rhabditida; Onchocercidae. Gene Ontology annotation, molecular function: GDP-dissociation inhibitor activity. The record is from RefSeq and is a predicted model, not a curated record. Gene Ontology annotation, biological process: vesicle-mediated transport; small GTPase-mediated signal transduction; protein geranylgeranylation. The coding region runs from base 1 to 828 and encodes 275 amino acids. The transcript has 6 exons. Gene Ontology annotation, cellular component: nucleus; cytoplasm; cytosol.
AUGAGCGAUAAGAUACCCGAGAAUUUUGAUGUGAUUAUUUUGGGUACUGGACUUCCAGAAUGCUUGAUUGCAGCUGCUUGUGCUCGUUCUGGUCUUAGUGUUUUGCAUUUGGACAGAAACGAUUAUUAUGGUGAUUUAUGGGCCUCAUUCAAUUUACGAACGGUCGAGAGUUGGUUAACGGGAAUUAGAAGAAAUGAUAAUGGAGCUCGAAUCCUGAGUCAUCCUGAAUCUUUCUUGCGUGAUGAUGAGGAAUUUUUGCCGACUACAUAUCGGUCUUUUAUUAAGAAUGUUCAAAAGCAUUGCUACCACAGUUACGAUCGUGUUGAUGGUACUGAGGAACAGGAUGGUAUAUUAGCUCCAUGUUUGUGGGAUAUCGAUCAGCAGUGGCGAAAACUCAAUUUGGAUCUUUCGCCUAAGGUGUUACUGAGUAGAGGUGAUAUGGUAAAGCUGCUAUGUGAUUCGGGUGUUGCUAAAUAUUGCGAAUUCAAGUGUGUUGAUCGACUUCUGAGCUAUGCAUCAAAUGAUGGUCUAAAUUCGCUUGAAGUUGUUCCAUGUUCUCGAGGAGAAAUAUUUCGAAGUGAUGUUAUUUCAGUACAAGAUAAACGACGAGUGAUGAGAUUUCUCCAGAAAUGCAUUGAAUGGCGGAAAAAUCCUGAUGAAACCGAUAGUUGGAAAGAAUAUGCUGAAAAGCCGUUUGAUGCUUUCGUGGAAUCUAUGGGCAUCGUAGGUUAUGCGAAAAAUAUACUUACUAACACUUUGGCAAUCUUGAACCCAUCAGCCAGAACUAAAGAGAUAAGUUGCCUACGUUUACAAAAUGUUCUGUUCUAA